Messenger RNA from Alternaria postmessia, 1464 nucleotides. RefSeq lists its product as uncharacterized. The transcript has 6 exons. Gene Ontology annotation, cellular component: nucleus. Gene Ontology annotation, biological process: protein K48-linked deubiquitination. Lineage: Eukaryota; Fungi; Ascomycota; Dothideomycetes; Pleosporales; Pleosporaceae. The record is from RefSeq and is a predicted model, not a curated record. Gene Ontology annotation, molecular function: ubiquitin binding; cysteine-type deubiquitinase activity. The coding region runs from base 1 to 1464 and encodes 487 amino acids.
AUGGCCGCGUAUCCCUCAGACGACGAGUAUGCCCAUCUGCAGAAGCUGUCGAGCGAAUACGAGCCCGAGGCUACUGGCCCACUCGUUGGAGAACGCCAAAGCAGCGCUGCCAUCACGACUGAGUAUGCCGCCGCAGAUCCCGUCUUCCAAGUCAAGACGGCUGCGCUGCCAGCCAAAUAUGCCUACUUUCGCACCUGUCGUGGCGAUGGCCACUGUGGAUGGCGGGCAAUCGCCUUCACUUAUUUUGAAGCCUUGCUACGUGCGGGCAACGUGAACAAGUUGGAUCAUGAAAAAGGCCGCCUCGAUUCGCUGGGCAACAUGCUCGCGAACAUCGGUUAUUCGCGCGACAUCUGGAUUGACUUUGCCGAAGAGGCAUUCGAGCUUCUUGACAAGCUUGCCAACUCGCUGCGCAACAUGGACGGCCAGGCCGAAACCAUUCUACUCCGUACUUUUAACGACAUGAACGAAUCCAUGGCAAUCAUCACCUACGUCAAGCUCCUAGCCAGUGCCUGGGUGCAGACGCACGCAGAAGAUUUCAUGCAUUUUGUGGACAACGGCGACGUCAAAGCAUACUGCUCCAACUACAUUGAACCCACUCAAUGUGAAGCCGACAACGUUGGCAUUGCUGCCCUUGCUGAAGCGCUAAUCAAGCCUGCUGGACUCGGUCUUGAAGUAUGGUACUUGGACCGCUCACCAGGCGAAGAGAUCAACCGUAGCUUCUAUGCAGAGCCAACAGACGCGCACCAUCGUCCUAUCGCUGGUGCCCCUAUGCUGAGGCUGCUUUACAGGCCUGGCCACUACGACAUCCUGUACAAGGCUGGAGACGUACCCCAGAUCCAGCAUCAGCCCGUUCCCCAACAGCAACCACUCCAUGUUGCCCUAGCCAACUACACUGACGAAUUCAUACCGACUGCGACAAAUGUUGGUGACGUCAUGAACAUGAUUCCGGGAAUGUACCCCUCUGGUGUUGGUCUAGGCCAGCGGUGGCCUUCGCUUCCGUACGACUUCAGCCCCAGUCCUGCCUCUCAUCCCCAAGUUACGCCUGUUCAACCAUAUGCUCCGACGCCAACGCCUGUGACACCGGUUACCACUUCCCACUUGGACUUUGUUACACCAAUCCAUUCUAGCAACCCAAGCCAGUACAACCCGCCGAACCAUCACAACAUACACCUCGACCAACCUCCUGUGACACUACCAAUACAUCCUCCACCGCCACCCGUGAGCAUCGAACGUGCGGCUCCUAUGGGUAUUGAGAGGGGCGGUCUCUUUCGACCUUCAAUGUACGAGCUGGAACCGGGCUACGGCUCCUCAUUGCAAGUGCAGCCGUUCCAGACGUCCAUCUUCCGCAAUUCACACUUCAAUACCGCGCACUUCAUGAACCCUGACUUUGAACCCGAGCAGUGGUGUCCGGACGGCGAAUACUCCGUGGGCAAUAAAGGUCGGCACAAGUCUCACUCAUCCUGA